ACCUCAUUAAUGUGUUAGUGAAAUGUAAUUACAGGUGCAUGCUAAGCCAUAAAUACUCAAAAUGUUUUGCUUGUAUCCAAUUAUAUCACUUAUUACAGCAAACUAGCUUAAGUGAAUUAUUACCUUCACACUGUCUUCAGCUUUAACUUCUUAGAGAUAUAGAGAUCCAUGUUUUAUAACACAAUGUAAUGGCCUUCAGUCAAUACAUUUUGGUUUAUUGUAUUAAAUCUAAUUUGUCCAGACGGAAAGUCAUGACUGAGUGGUAAAAUAUCAAAUAUGGAGGGAAACAUGGUCCCAUGAUUUGUACUCAAGCUGAGAGUUGGGUUUUUCGUUCUCAAUUUUCUUCUGAUUUCAAUCACACUAAAUCCAAUGAAAUUGUUUUUUGUUGCUGUAAUUAAAGUAUUAUGUUAUAUUUCUUUGUCUGAAGAUAAUGAAUUCCAUUUAUAUAGUGCCUAUUUCUAUAGCACUCAGUGGUAUGCCCGUCAUUAAUGUCAGUCUGAUCUAUAGAUACCACCAACAGACCAAAAUUGGUGGACCUUAGUCUAUGCCUGAGUCCGUGCAGGGGUGUAGGGCUCAAAAAGAUAAGGUGCUGUGUAUGUGAGAAUUAAGGUGCAAGUCUUUACUAAUUAAUUUACUAAUUAAAUUAGUAUUUAUUAACCUAUUGUUGGCUCUAUUGAAUACCAAAAUACCAAAAACAGUCAUCAGAAAUCUAAGGUACAAUAAAAUAAAUAAAUAAAACAAACCUUCCCUGUGGAAUGUGCAGAGCAACCUAUAGCAAACAAACUUUGCUAUUGUGACCUGUCAGACCUCUAAUGUAUUUGGAAUGAUGAAUGUAUACUCAAAGUUCUCAUUAGCAAAGCGAUGCAUUCACUGCAUUCACAGUGGGGGAAAAGUCACACGUCCUCAGUCAUUAAGCAACAACCACUCUUUAAAACAUGUGCCGUAGUACAUACAUAUACACAUAUAAUAUGUUUUCUUUUUCAUUAUAUUGCUGUUCUGUUUGAUCAUGCUGUAAAACUGAGCAAAUAUCAUCUUUGUCAUCGUUGCACAAAUAUUUGUUCAGCUAACAGACAUGAGACGUACUUUAGUUCUGAAUGUUAGGUGUUGGGUUGUGGCUCAUGGAAUGUUUUAUUAUCUGAAGCAGGUGUAACUCAUUAAAACAUUUUUAGUGAGUCCUAACUUGUUUCAAAAAGUCAAUCUUAAAAAUUAGGUAAUAGAUGGUACUACUCAGGGGUCAUUGAAAAUAGAAAGGUAGACCUUGCACAUCAUGGCUUUAAGUUCUAUACUGUAUGGACUGCUGGUGCAUAUUUAAAUAUAUUGUGCUAAUGUAUAUUUGUUAUAUCGUAUAUGUAAAAAUCAGUCUGUACAAGAUUUGCUGGUAAAUGAGAUAUUUUUGCUGUACUUAUGUUUUGGCACAUGUGAGUCAAAGCGGGCUUUGGCUGAAUGCAUGUUGUGAUGACAUCACAUGACGUGUCUUGUGUCUUGUUGUCAAUUGAAUAUACAGUUUGAAUUGCAUUAAGAUUCAGUCAUGUGCUUUCUGGUGGCCAAGAGGCUGAAUAAUCAUUACAUUUAUCUGUUGUUAAAAAGGUUGUCUGACCAGUUGGUCAGGGGUUCAGGACAGUGUUGAAUCUUACCUAUUCUGGCUUUGUGUUUUGUAGAUGGUGCUGUACAGUAGUGUGUGAUGAAGGAUUUUAAAGGCCAGAACUGGAAACAAACUACAGUACAAGCACUAGUGCCUUCCAGAGAGGACAUCAUUGUUUUCCACAUAAGCGUGAAGAACGUUAGGAAGAUUUAGUACUGAACUGAUUAUCAUGAUAGACCUGAGCUACCUGACUGAGGAGGAGCAGGAGGCGAUUAUGGCGGUGUUACAGAGGGACGCGGAGCUGAAGAAGGCAGAGGAAGAACGAGUCAAGCAUUUGCAAAAGCAAGGCCCUGAGGAGGGCAAAUUGAAGUACAUCACAGGGGAGUGGUUUUAUGAGGCAAAGUCUCAGAGACACCAGGACAGAAUUCACGGCUCAGAUAUCAUCAUGGCUUCCAUGAAACAGAAGAAACCCAUGACAUUAGAGUUUUUGACACAGUCAUGGAGAGAGCAACCCAGUAAAACUAAUAACGAUCUCUUGACACCACAACCAAAAUCAACAGACCAUCUAAAGGAAAGUAACAGGAGACGAACAGACACUCAGCAAGAAAGAGUAAACAGGCAAAGACACAAUCCAUUUAAUAAUGUGCCACUUGAUCUAGACUUUGAUCCAACUAAUGGAGGCUCAGUGCCUGAACUUAAGAAUCCACCAGCAGAAGUGCUACCUUCACUAGAGACUCAUGAAGGAUCAGAAAUAGAAGCCAAGACCAAAGUGGAUGAUAUUUUACAAGAAACAGCCCCUCGUCAAAAACCUGUGCCAAAAAAAAGAACGAAGCUUUUUAAGCUCGAGAACUCAGUUGCGGACAGCACCAGCUCUACCUCCACCCAGAGUGUGUCUACAAGUUCUUCUGUAUCCACACAAAGUGUGUCUACAAGCUCCAGCAACAAGUCCCCUGUGUCCACCCAGAGCAUGUCUACAAGCUCAGACAGCAGGUCUACUCUGUCCACUCAGAGCAUGUCUACAAACUCAGAAAUCAGAUCCCUUCCACCAAAAAGUAUCCUCAAACACAGUUCCAGCUGCAGCUCCAAUGACUCCAACAUCAAAAGCCAGCUACCUCAACCACUGAAAUCCCUCAGUAGGUUUUCCACAAAGACUGGUCCUGAACAAAUUCUUGAAGAGAAUGCAAUAACCCAGGAGAGGAUAGAAGAGUCUUCUCUCAAUUUAAAAGACAAAGAAGCAUUGAAGCCCACUUCACCACUGAAGUCUACCUUUCCAAAGUCACGACUGCCAGUCCGAUCCUCAUUGCUGUUAAAUAAUCCAACACAGACAGCUCAAGAGAAGCCAAAAAUUCAGCCACGACUGAGUCUGAGUUCUAGCACACAGUCAAAUGAUGAAGAAAAAACAACAGACAUACUGCAUACAAAGCAAAAAUGUGAAAAUAGUUUAAAUUGGUCAGUCUCUGCAGAAACAGAAAAACAAAAUAUAGCUGAUGGUGUAAUGAAAGAACCUCUGUCCAAUCCUAGAACAAGGCUCUGGUCACCAUUUGAAUCCCUGUUAGCCAAGCCAUUAAAUGAGAGCACUACCAUUGAAAUCUUACCUAAGAACCUGGAGAAAGACGACAGUAAGACAUCCACGAAGGAACAUGAAAAGACAGAAGAAAAAGGGGCCCAUCCUUUGAACAACACAGCUCAAUUUGUAUAUGAAGCCAGCAACCCAACUAAUGCCACCAAUAAGACUGAUGCUUCACCUGUGGCACAUGAAAGUGACUACAGGCCACGUCCAUUCAAUAAAAAGAUAACUAGAGACACAAACAUGAAAACAGUGGAUUGCAAAGAUCCUCUCAUGGUGAAUUGCCAUUCUCACAAAGCCUCUGAAGGACAGGGAGACUCCAUUGCUAAAGUUCUAGAAUGGUUCAGCAGGAGCUCAGACAGCAGUGAUCAACAUGACUGUGAGGACAUUAUGCAAAACACUGAGGAUGAUAUCAAUAUAGAGGACAUUGACAUCGAAGAUGAGAUCAAUUCAAGACCCAAACCAGAGAACAAUGUUUACUUGAUCAUUCCAAGACAUAGGGAUGAGGAUACUGCUAUGAUGAAUGAUAUAUUUUUCAAAGAGAGAGAUUUAGCAGUAGAGCUGAAUGUGGAUAAGAAAGAGCCUUCUAUAAAUUCUCAGAAUGUUAAGGAUCUAAUUGUUCAGACUAAGCCACUGAACAGGGAAGCACUUCCUGCCAUGGGAUCAUCCACUCUAUUCAGCCACAGAUCACCACAGGACACCUCUAAUAGACUGUUAGACCCUCAAAAAACAAGUCCAAAAGAGAAAGUGCUAGAGACAGUUAGCAAAAAAGAAGAAAGCAGAAAUGCUGACAAGACAGGAAUUCCAGACAGUAAACCCACUCAACAUGAACUGGCAGACCUUGAGGAGAGUCAUUCACCAGAAAUUGCCGAUUUGAGGUCACUGUGUGAUAGAGGUACCACUGAGGUAUCAAGGAUGCUAGUGAGUAAACCAAACAUAAAUUCUGAAAAGGAAAAUCUUGACCAAAAUAAUGCUGUCAGGAAGGUGACUGAGUAUGAAGAGGAACCAACCAAAGUUGACAUUAUUCCAAAAUAUUCUGUACUUGAGAACAAGGAACAAUCACAGCUAAAGGACAUUUCUAAUGUAGAUGAGAUACAAGCUGAUGACAUCACCUAUGAACAUUUAAAUAAAAAAGAAGCUAGUGUCAGAGAUAAAGCAAAAGAUAUGCAAGCACCAAUGAGUAAUAUAAAUCAAAUGAAAGAUAUAAUGGCUCUGAGAACCACCUCAGACAAAGAUGGUACGAAACUUUUGGGCCAAAAAUCCUUAUCUUCACUAGACUUUGGGCUCCAGAUAGGAGACCACAGCAAUGAAAAUGUUGGAGAAAAUGUUAAUAGUAGUGAGGAAGGACGUACGACUGCAGCAGUACUAGACCAAAAAGUAAAGACAGAGGAAAAAGAUUCACAGCUAAAACCUCCACCAACAUCUGGUGUUCACUCACAGCAACAAAAUCCUCUCCCAUUAGCAAAGCAAAGCAGGCAGCAACAAGACAUCAGGGCAGAAAGGAUAAAAGAGCUCAAAUCAUUCUGGGAAAGAGAGAAAUUGCAAUCAAAGAUAUGUAUGAAAUCAACAGCAGCAAAUGACACAAACUCAUCUGUGACAUCUACAAAGCUGAAUAAAAGGUUCACCAAAUCAGAAUAUGAUCUUAGAUCCAUUGGCAAAGAAUCAGAGGCAGAAACUGCGAAUUUUACAGUUCUUCCACUACGAGACAGAAUAGAGAAGGCAGUCACAGGAGAAGGUAUGAACAGAGUACAGUUCAAGAUGCUCCGUGACUUCUGGGCAGGAACUAGCAAACAGUCAUCCAAUUUUGAAAACAAAAUUCAAAACCCAUUAAGUCAUGAAGUUAGUCAUGGAAAAACUCAUGAAAAGGUAACUCAUCAUGAACUAAUGGAUGCAAAGCACUCUUUGAGUCAAAAUGUUUGCCCAAACCAGUCAGAUAAAGGGUUUGGAAAUGAUAGUGAAAAUGCUAUGCCUCCAAAGACAGACAGAGGGCUCCAAUCACCUUUAAAAGAGAAAACUGUUGUCAAACAUCCUGAUACUGGUACCACAGCUAACUUGUACAUCUCUCCAGCUGAGCCAGCUGUUCUGAGAUCAUCCCAUUGUCCUCAGCCAAAUAGUGGCUCACAGUUAUCUCCAAAAGAUCCAGCAUCUCGUAAAUCUCCAGGGAUGCUCAAUAAAGAAUCACUGCAGCACACUAGAGGUAGUGGCAAAGGAAGAGUAAAUUCACUUCGACGUGCCACCAGCAUGUUUGCAAUAAACAUGGAAAGUCAAGAUCAAGAUUUACCCUUGCAGUCCAAGAAAAUAUCUGAGACACUCCUCCCACAGCUUGGACAUACAACAGAAAGUACAGUGGUACCAUCCACAAAAACACCAGAAGCUAAUUUAGAGGUGAAAAAGUCUCCAGAAAUCACCAAGAGUAAGCAUAAAGCCAUUGACAAAAGCACUUCUGAGGAUUCUGAUUCUCAACCACUUGCCAGGUCUUUUGUUCCACGAGACUACCAGCAUUACCUGGGAAUCACAGAAAACAGAAGCAAGCACAUUUCUCCCCAAGUUAAAGAGCAGAUAAGUGAAUUAGUCUGCACCUCAUUUCAGACAGGUAGCGUGAGGUGCUCUCCUGAGCAAGCUGACACUCCCCUAGACUCUGCAGAACUUUGUACCAGCAGAGGGAGCAUGGGACUGCGACCUAGUGCACAUGCUGGUGAAGAGGUCAAUCCUGAGACCUUAAUCAGAGUUGAUUCCUUCUCUGGGGCAAGUGGGAACUGUGAGAACUCAGUCACUGAGGGGAGCCUAGUUCAGGAAGUGCUGAGACGGGCGGCCACUAGACCUGUAUACCAUAAAAGCCUCGAAGACAUUACUGCAGUACCAAGACAAACUAGAAAAAGUAAACACGUGGAUGACUUCAUGCCUAGCAGCUACGCACUCUCCAGCACUCCAUCACCAUCCUCAUCUUCCUUCUCAGAUAAGGAGCACUUGAGGAAAAUCAGCAAAUCUGUUCCUUCUUUCCUGGAGAAUGAGAAUGAUGGAGAUGUGAGUGACUCAGAGUGCAGCUCCCACAGUGGCAAGCACUGGAAGAACAGCAGCCCCCAAGCUAAACUUAACAGCAACUUGCGAACGUCCACAGUCUCUUCGAUGAGCGGGAGCAUAAUGAGCAUUUCCAGUGCAGACUUUGCAAAUGUUAACGUUCAAGGGACCAUCCAGUUUUCAAUCAACUAUGUCCAGAAGUUGAGGGAGUUCCACAUCUUUGUAGUUCAGUGCCAAAAUCUGGCUGCAGUAGAUGUGAAGAGGAAUCGAUCUGACCCGUAUGUUAAAAGUUAUCUUAUACCUGACACCGCCCAUUUGGGAAAAAGAAAAACAUCAGUGAAAAAGAAGACCUUGAACCCAACAUAUAAUGAGAUUCUAAGGUAUAGAGUUCAAAUGGAUUACCUAAAAACCCAGAUCCUUAACCUGUCUGUUUGGCACAAUGACACAUUUGGUCGCAACAGCUUCCUGGGAGAGACAGAGAUUGAACUUUUCAAGUGGGACUUUGGAAACCCUCGGAUUAACUGCUUAUCCCUCAAACCAAGGACCAGGAGUAGCAUUCUGCCCAUAGAUGAUAGAGGCGAAAUGAGACUGGCCGUACGGUUCUUACCUCACAUCUCCCUCUCAAAAUCAGUCCUAGGCUCAGGUGAAAUUCACAUCUGGGUCAGAGACUGCAAGAACCUUCCUCCGAUCCGAGGUGUAACUAUAAACCCAUAUGUGAAAUGUUUUGUGCUGCCAGAUACCAGCAAAAAGAGCUGCCAGAAGACACGGUUGUUAAAGAGGACAGCAAGUCCUGUGUUUAACCACACAAUGGUGUAUGAUGGAUUCAGGACAGAGGACCUGAAGGAGGCCUGUGUGGAGCUCACAGUGUGGGACCAUGAACGACUGGCUGAUCACCUGGUGGGAGGACUGAGACUUGGCCUGGGAUCAGGGCAGAGUUAUGGGGCAAACGUGGACUGGAUGGACUCCACUGAUAAGGAGGUGGCAUUAUGGCAAAGAAUGAUGGAUUCGCCAAAUGAGUGGGUGGAGGAUGUGUUGCCUUUGAGAAUGGUGAUGACAGCAAAAAAUACUUAAAAAACAUUGUUU
This is a messenger RNA of Ictalurus furcatus (blue catfish), 7250 nucleotides long. It is a transcript of the gene sytl2b, whose product is annotated as synaptotagmin-like 2b. The transcript is spliced from 18 exons. Lineage: Eukaryota; Metazoa; Chordata; Actinopteri; Siluriformes; Ictaluridae. Gene Ontology annotation, cellular component: exocytic vesicle; plasma membrane. The record is from RefSeq and is a predicted model, not a curated record. The coding region runs from base 1812 to 7238 and encodes 1808 amino acids. Gene Ontology annotation, biological process: exocytosis; intracellular protein transport. Gene Ontology annotation, molecular function: small GTPase binding; neurexin family protein binding.